CACAAUGUUAGGAGAUUUCCCUAAAAAAUAAACACAAUAGGACAAAACAAACUCUUGCUCACACAGGGGGAUCUAAGAGCAUUGCAAGGAAGAGAGAAGAAAUGGAAAAAGAGUGUGGGCACAAAGUUAGCAGAGGAGAAGUUUGGAUAGCUACUCAUAAGACGACCAAUGGAGCUUUUGUUAGUGAUGAGGCAAGGGAAAUUGGUGAAAAAAUUCAAACAUAUGAAUCUACAACAUCAUCUCAAUCAAAAGAAAUAUCAAGUUUAGAUUCAUUGGCUCAUGUUUUAGGAAGCCAAGAGCAUUGUGGACGUGUUUGCGGUCUAGGUUUGGGUCCUUGCCCAUCUAAAGUCUUUGGAGUCCAUGCUCGUUCUCAUAUUGGAUCAUCUUCAUCUACUCCUUCUAAUGUUGAAUUACAAUCUCAGGUAUCUUCAUUGACUUCUUCUAAUGUUAAAUUAGAAUCUCAGGUAUCUUCAUUAACAUCACAAGUCAAUGAAAUGAAGGCAAUCACGACACUUUUGUUGCAAAAUAUCAAGGUCCAUUGCCUUCACAAUUUGCAGUAUUUCAAAGAUCAUCGGUAUCUGAUCAAGGGAGUGAGCCAAACAAUGGAUGUAAUGAAGAAAAAAAUUAGCUAUUGUUAUUGAAUACUUUUAUGAGUCAUACUUUUAGUAUUGAACAUCUAUAUUGAACAUAUGUAAUGAACCUCUUUCUUUUUAAUUUUUAUGUAUGAACAAUUAAUUGUAUGAAUGAUAUUAGGUUGAACAAUGUAGUUUAUUUUAUACAAUAUUAUUAAAUUUUAGU
Vigna angularis (adzuki bean) is the source of this 798-nucleotide messenger RNA. RefSeq lists its product as uncharacterized. The record is from RefSeq and is a predicted model, not a curated record. Lineage: Eukaryota; Viridiplantae; Streptophyta; Magnoliopsida; Fabales; Fabaceae. The transcript is spliced from 6 exons. The coding region runs from base 102 to 641 and encodes 179 amino acids.